This is a messenger RNA of Cyprinodon variegatus (sheepshead minnow), 1053 nucleotides long. RefSeq names its product gastrin releasing peptide receptor (gene grpr). The record is from RefSeq and is a predicted model, not a curated record. Bases 1 to 1053 code for a protein of 350 amino acids. The transcript is spliced from 4 exons. NCBI's taxonomy places the organism in Eukaryota, Metazoa, Chordata, Actinopteri, Cyprinodontiformes, Cyprinodontidae. Gene Ontology annotation, molecular function: G protein-coupled peptide receptor activity. Gene Ontology annotation, cellular component: membrane. Gene Ontology annotation, biological process: G protein-coupled receptor signaling pathway.
AUGUGGUACACCGGCGCGGCCAUCGCCUCCAUUUACGGAGCCAUAAUUGUUUUGGGACUAAUAGGCAACAUCACUCUCAUCAGGACGCUUUGCUCGACCAAAUCCAUCCGCAACGUUCCCAACUUGUUCAUGUCGAGCCUUGCGCUUGGGGAUGUUUUGCUGCUGGUGACCUGCGCCCCGGUGGAUGCCAGCCGCUUCCUGUCGGAUGAGUGGCUGUUCGGUAGAGUUGGAUGUAAAAUCAUCCCUUUCAUUCAGCUCACCUCUGUUGGGGUGUCUGUGUUCACCCUCACAGCCCUCUCUGCUGACAGGUACCGGGCCAUUGUGAAACCUCUAGAUCUCCAAACAGCGACCACCACUACAAGCAUUGUCCUGCGAGCAGCAUUCAUCUGGGUCUUCUCCCUGAUUUUGGCAAUCCCAGAGGCGGUGUACUCUGACCUCCACACCUUCAAUGUGACCUUUAAUGAGAGCUUUGUUACUUGUGCCCCUUAUCCCCACACUGGGAAACUGCACCCACAGAUCCACUCCAUGGCCUCCUUCCUCAUUUUCUAUGUCAUCCCCCUAUUGGUGAUAAGCAUGUACUACACCUUCAUUGCCCGCAGCCUUUUUAAGAGUGCGUCUGACCUGCCCAUGGAAGGGAAUGUACAUGCAAGACGACAGGUGGAAUCCAGAAAACGUUUGGCCAAAACAGUUCUGGUGUUUGUUGGUCUCUUUGCAGUGUGCUGGCUGCCCAGUCACAUCAUCUACUUGUACCGCUCCUAUCACUAUUCCCAGGUAGACAUCUCUCUGGGUCACUUCAUUUGCAGCGUUAUUGCUCGGAUUCUGGCCUUCACCAACUCUUGCAUCAACCCCUUUGCCCUUUACCUGCUAAGCAAAAGCUUCAAGAAGCAGUUCAACCAACAGCUCUUAUGCUGCUGUCAUUUCAUGCUCAAACACUCCCAGCAAAGCCCAACUCAUUAUAACACACGCAUGACUUCAAUCCACAGCACGCACCAUUCUGUGGCAAGUCUGACCAUGAUCAAUGGUAGGCAGCUGUAUCAGGAGGAUUAUGUGUAA